AUGGCGCAACGAGGAGCCCGUGGUGGUGGUCGCAGUGGUAGUCACAUUAGUGGUCGUGAUGCUGGAGAUAGAAAUGCAUCCCAAUCAUACAAUGAUGCAGAAAGUCAACCUUCUUCUUCAGUUAGAGGAUCAAACAUCUUAGAACAAGUUCCAAGUAACCCAUCAAAAAGGAAGUUCAUUGAAGUCGAUUCUGAAAAGGAAUUUACGGAUCAGAUUUCAGUGAUCAGAGCCAUCACAUGUAUACUGAAGACGAUGUUUGACGGCCCAUGGACCUCAUGGAAGAAGGUUGACAAAGAACAUCGUGAUGCAAUGUGGGAACACUUCAAGGGUUUGUAUGUUUGGCCCGAAGAGACUGAUGUUCUUGCUCGCAAGGUAUGGGAAGACUGUAUGAAGAAACGAUUUCCUGACGUAAUGCGAAGAGCACGUGAAGCAUCUUUAAAACUUGCCAAAGCUGCAAAUGUGAAUGCCUCACUAGAAGGUGAUUUAAGUUUGCUAAAGGACUAUCGCCUAAAUUGGAUAAAAAAUGAGUAUUGGGAAAAAAUGAUCAAUGAAGUGUGGACCACAUCCAAAUGGAAACGUUUAUCACAAUCAGGGAAAAAUAACAGAAAUAAAUUAGAAGAUGGAUAUGUUUCCAAACAUACCGGGGGUUCUAUAUCUAUUCGUCAACAUAAGAAAAGAAUGCAAGCAAUGCUUAAACGCCCUCCUACAGGAGUUGAACUUUAUGCAAGGUUGCACACUAAACGGUCUACUCAAGAGUACAUUACACCAAAGGCAGCUAAAGUUAAGGAGGCUUAUGAAAGUGCUAUGGUGGCUAAGUUUGGUGAUGAUACUAGUUGCCACCCCCUCUUGGAUAAUGAAACAUGGUGUGAUGUUUCCGGAGGAGUCAAGAAAGGAAGAAUAUAUGGAUUCGGAUCUGUGUCUGAUCCAGCGAGCUUUUUGGAAGGAACAUCUAGUACAAUAACAUCCCAAGAGGUUGUCUAUGAACGUGUACGAAACGAGAUGCGUGGCGAAAUGGAUGCUAAAGCUGCAGAAAUGGAAGCUAAACAUCAACAAAUGCGUGAGGAAAUGGAUGCCAAAGCUGCAGCAAUAGAUGCCAAACAACAACAAAUUGAUGCAAAAUAUGAAGCAAUGGAGAAGAUGUAUGCAGCCUUGCAAAAUAUGAUGGGAAAUUGAAAAGUAGAGGUAAUAUGAUGUUAACCAUUAGUAUUUGAUGUUUUUGAUUGACUUGUUAACCUUUUGUAUUUGAUGUUUUUGAUUGUUUUGAAUAAUGUUUUCUAAAAUGUUAUUUUGAAGGUUAAACUUUUUUCUGUUUGUACCUCUUUUGCAUACUUUGGAUUUCUUGGUUCUAAAAUGUUAUUUUGAAGUUAAACCGUUGGGAGUUUGAUGUUAUGUGGAUAGUUUCGUUUUUGGAUGUUUCUUGAAUGACACUUUGGUAAACUUUGAUAGUUUUGGUAUUGUAAUGCUUGGUUGUAUCAUUAUUUGAUGUUCUUUAGUAUAAUAAUUUGAUGAUUGUAG
Messenger RNA from Lactuca saligna, 1515 nucleotides. The record is from the annotation of a GenBank genome assembly. NCBI's taxonomy places the organism in Eukaryota, Viridiplantae, Streptophyta, Magnoliopsida, Asterales, Asteraceae.